Messenger RNA from Seriola aureovittata, 6565 nucleotides. RefSeq names its product zinc finger protein 14-like. NCBI's taxonomy places the organism in Eukaryota, Metazoa, Chordata, Actinopteri, Carangiformes, Carangidae. The record is from RefSeq and is a predicted model, not a curated record. Bases 2370 to 5648 code for a protein of 1092 amino acids. The transcript has 7 exons.
AAUGUUUUAUUCAUUUCUUUACAAUGAGCAUUUACAAGCUCACAGAGCAACUAGAACAGCUGUGGACUCUUCAACUUGCAUUACUGUCAGUACAGUUACUGCAACUUCCAUGAAAAGACCAAAACAAACUGUAUUACUCCACUGACUGAGGCGCACAGCAACAAGCCCAUUUAAUCCUUAAAAAACAGGUCACAAAUAAGAAGUUUAAGUUUUUAAAAAGGAUUAGUAAAUUCCUAAAACAGCUGAGCACAGUAGUUUCUAACACAGUUUCAUAAAAAAAGAGUAAACAGUGCAUUUGUUGGGUACUAUUUUCAGCUGUGGAUUAACACACAUUUAGUGCUCUAGUGAGUAUUUCCAGCAGCAGCUUCAGUGUAUAAACUAAAGUGAUAAUGAAGGAACAUUUCGCCCAGUGCAAACGUGUUGUUAAUAGUACAGGACAACACUGGAGCUCUAUAACACAGAACAUUAAGAUACACGGUGGCUUUAGAUACACAGAUCAAAUAACAGUUGGUUUAUGUUGACAGCAAGAUAAAAAUAAGAAAGAAAAUAAAUAACAAUAUCAAAUAUCACCAGACUCAUACUUUAAGAAAUAGAUGACCAAACUCAGAAUGACAGACAUUCAGUUUUAAUUUAAAAGCCAUCAUGAGGAGGAGGGAGGGGAAUAUGGAGCAAUAGCUCACAUAAAAGGUGUGUGGCAGCUGAUGGACGAGGAACAUUUAAUCUUGCACUGUUUAUUUGUAAGAAAAGCUCAUAAAUAAACACUCAUGCAAACAAUUUUUUAUCAAAUAAUGGCAAAUGCUUCUUGUAGGAGUCCCUAUAUUUGACUUGAUCUACAGUUUAAAGAAUAAAAGACAUUUAAACAUUGUAAAACUUACUAUAAUAUAAUAGUAUAUACAGUAACAGAGAAAUCACAGAUGAAAGCCGUGAGUUUGGAAUAGCUUUGUUCUUUUACAAGGACACUGCAGCAUCCCCUGAAUAAAAAUGUGAACAAAUCUGGCUGCAGCCCAGCACCAGGGUGUUUUAUCAGUCCCUUCACUUCAACCCAGCAAAUGACUGGAGAUACUGAAAGUCAUGACAGCUCCCUCACAAAGCCAGCGGACUGUCUGCUGUCAGGCUGAUGAAGAAAUACAAGGUCAUAAAAAAGUCUGGAGGAGAGUUUGGCUGUGAUUCAAAUUAUUUUUUUUUGGGGGGGGGAGGGUCCUUCUCUCUCUCUCUCUCUCUCUCUCUCUCUCUCCACAAAGAUACACACUGCACAGAAGAUACUGAAGGAAAGAAUGAUACCACUGUAGUCAUGCAAGUUAAAUUACACUUAUUUAUUUAUAUAUGUGAGUAGAUAAAUUAGGUUUACAACGAGGCCAUUUCGAAUUGUCUUCUGGUUUUCUUUACACCACAAUAAAUGAAUAUGUCUCUAUUUAAUAUCACAUAUUUUGUUGCUGAAGUAAAGUUAGUCUGGCCUUUCCUGAUGGUUCGUGGUUUUAGAUUCUUUCCUCUCCACUUUGGUCCCCUUUUUCUUCUGCUUACACAUUUAUUCUGAGUUUAAACACUCAACAGACAGCAUGCAAUCACUAAAACAAUAAUUUAUCAAGAUGCUUAAAGAGUUAAAUGACUUAUUUAACCUUUCUUUCUAACAAAUAGGAAGAAUUUGCUGUAUUGGCAACUGGAGAUGUUUGUCUUGGAAUAAAAUCUUACAAAAUAAGUGUCAUAUUUACAUUUUUAUACAAAAGAAAUAAUUUACAUGAAAUGUCUCUGAGGUGGUUUUACUUUAUGUGAUGUGCUUGAAGUAUGUUUCCUGGCACAUUUGUAUGUGUUUCUGAAAGCUGAUAUAAAGUUUCCUUAAAAAUGUUAGUGCCACAUUGAAUAAAACAUGAAACAUGAUUACAAACAGUAGAUAUUUGACUAAAUUUAAUAAUUAUAUUUUUAUAUUUAUACCAAACAGAAAGAAUGUGUUGUAUUUUCUACUGAAGACGCCUCUUCGCAUUAAAUGUUUGGGCUCAUUUCCUCAUAUGGCCACUAGGGGGAGUACAAACCAAAACUACUUUAUGUAUGCUUGACAUUUCACAGACGAAGAAGAGAAACAGCUUUCCUUUGCUGCCAGGCCCAAAGUUGGUGUAAUUGUCACGCACAGUAGUUUUCUUGAUUGAAAUUAACUAAACAGAUGGCUCGGCAGGUCGUGUGGGGAGACAUGUACCCGUAAAAGCCCGCGGCAACUGAAUGAGACGUAAAUUAGUGACUACGCCUGCGCACACCUAUCAGAAUAUCGAGCCGCCCUUCCUCCCCGCCGCCAACUUGCACCGCAGGGUCGGGCGGACGUCGACUCACAACAACCCCGAGUUGAUUUGCUUCGCUAACUGAACACUUUACGAGUUAAAAUGGAGAGUCCUCAACGCGCCGAAAACGAUCAUCCCCUUCUGCUGCCGUCUCUGCGUCUCUUCAUACCCCCGCUGCGCCUGGCGUCUGCAGCCAUGUGGCAGGUGGUGCAGAGAGGAAAUGUGCACGACUAUGGGAUGGUGGAGGAGUUCAUCAGCACUGUGACAGAAAUUGUACCUGAACUACUGAAUGCAGAUCAGAAAGCUCAGCUCCUUCUGGGCCUCAGAGCACGGGUGGUUCUUGAGUUGUGUCAAGCCGAGCAGAUAACUGACAGAGAAACCAUCGAGCUGCACCUGGAACAGAUCAAAACCCUCGUAUCCACUUGGGCAGCGCAGCCAUGUUUUGCAGAGGUUGUGUUUCCAGAGUCGAACUUUGUGGAUCAGAUUGAAUUGUUGUUGAAAGACUCUGAAGAGAAGGAGAAGUUUUUCCAGGAUGUCUUCCCGACAGAUUUUGGGCCUGAAUACGACAGCGCUCUGCAGGUGCUAAUGCUUGAUUUCCUGUCCAGACUGGAGAAGCUUCUCCCAGUACCAGACAUCCAGCAGACGGCGUCCAUGCUCUGCGCUGUCCCAUCUGCCCUGGAGGAGUGUGUGCACUCGGUUCCUGACCUGCAGCAUCUGAAAGCUGUGCUCCUGUAUCACACAACACUUGGACAUUUCGAUUUAUCUGAUGAAACUCAAACCAUUCCGUCUUCUUUUGGGAAUUGCAUCCUCUCUUCAUUGUCCCUCCCUCAGCUGGAGAAGGUUGUGAUCGAUGCGGAUCAAAUACAGCUACAGCCUCCAUCAGAGCAGAUGCAGGGGUGUAUGACUGUCCAGGUGGAGGGUGAGACUGUGACUCUGUUGGACUACAUACAGAUUGAACAGCCGUUGGUUGAGCCUGACAUUCAGGAGGAAAAUGAAGUGAACGAGGAGGAGACAGCCGGAGAAGGGACAGACGAGGACGUUGGUGACGCCUUAAAGCCAGCAGCUUUUCAACCACUAAAACAAAGCAAGAGGCUGCAGCUAAAAAGAAAAGCUUUAAAAGAGAAUGACUCGUUGACAGCUAAGAGGCAAAGAAAGAAAUACCCCAACAAUAAGACGUGUCCUGUGUGCAAUAAGACAUUCCUUCGGGCUGCGGCCAUGAGACGACACCAGGAAAUUCAUUCUGAAAAUCGGGAUCUCAGGUACAAGUGCGCAAACUGUGACAAACGAUUCAGGGACCAUUACGACAUGAACCGACACAACAUGCGCGUUCAUGAAAAGGAAGAGCUGAGCAGCAACUCUAAAGAAGAAGACCCAGGGGAUCCCAGCACCUCUGACAUGAUGUCAGAAAACAAAAACUGCGGUCUGUGUGGGAAGUAUUUUGCCCGCCGAGUCGACAUGGAUCGCCACAUGAAGUCCCACUCAGAGGACCGACCGUAUAAAUGUUCUUUCUGUGAGAAGAAAUUCAAGAAUCCUUAUGUCUUAAAGAGACACCAGAAGGAGAUUUGUAAGAGCAGAGAGCUGAAAAAGCCAAAGAGGAAAGAGACACAGCGACCAAAUCCACAGCCGCCUUCAGAGGGGUCGACGGAGGGUAAAAUCUGCCCCAUCUGCAGCAGGAUCUUACCUUGCACCGCAGACAUCGCAAAGCAUUUACGGUCUCACUCGGAAGAGCGUCCUUUCAUUUGCGUCACUUGCGAGAAGGGUUUCAAGUACAAGGACACAUUGAAGAAGCAUCAGAUCAUUCACGGCCACGAGGGGAUCAGAGAGGAGCAGAGCAAGACAGUGGAACAGAUUUUGGCUGAAGCAGACACUCGCAAUUGUGACGACACUAGUAGCCUUGAUAAAAAAGAAAGUAAUCUGGAGGUGCCCGCGGACACAACCGAGGAGUCCCCGUCUGCACCUGUGCAAAAAGUCAACAAAAAAGCCCUGAAAGUGUGUCCUGUGUGUUCCAGGGCGUUCGACAGUGUCAAAACACUAAACAGGCACAUACAGUGUCACACGGACGAUCGGCCGUAUCAUUGCGUCCACUGCAAGAAGCGUUUUAAACACAUGCACGGGCUGAAGCGACACCAGAUUUACGCCAUCUGUCACAAGAAAAUCACACGGUUCUUGUGGAAAAAGGAGCCGAGGGCGGGGCCCAGCCAAAGCGAAAUGACCAGCGCCGACACCCAACAGGGGCAACCGCUGAAGAUACCCGUGUGGUGUUCAAACUGCGGCAAACACUUUGAAUACCUGUCGGCUUUGAAGGAGCACCAGGAGAACGUGUGCAAAGUGGACGUUAGGGAAAUCAUGAAAUGUGACAACUGUGGGAAAGAGUUCAAAAGCAUGACCAUGCUCAAAGUGCACCAGAGGAUCCACAACCCGCUUUACUGCAAAGAGUGCGGGAAGAUACUGGCGAACGAGGCCGCCUUCGAGAGGCACAAACUGAUGCACAGGCCGAUGCAGUGCACGAUGUGCGACAAGACUUUCACCUUGCUGAGACGCUUGAGGGAACACUACGACAAGCAGCACAACUUCACCGGCCCGUAUCCCUGCGCGCAAUGUGACAAGACCUUCAUCCAGCUGUCCUACCUCGCCAUCCACCAGAGAAUCCACAAAGGAGAGUUCCCUUACAUUUGUAACCUGUGUCCAGAGAAGUUCAGGUCGUCCAACUGUCUCACGGUUCACCUGAGGAAACACACAGGGGAGAAGCCCUUCCUGUGCUGGCAGUGUGGGAAGUGUUACCGCUCAGCCUCAGAGCUCACGGUCCACAUGGGAACCCACUCUGAGGAGAAACCCUGGGCGUGCACAGACUGCGACAUGACUUAUCGCACAAGGCUGCAGCUGACGAACCACAUCGAACAAAUCCACAUGGGCGUCCGGUAUCCCUGCAACAGCUGCGGGAAGCAGUUCAUGAAAGAGACGUCGCUGAAGAGGCACGAGCUCAUCCACACGGGCGAGAGGCCUCACCAGUGCACCGUGUGCGGGAAGACCUUCCUGACCGCCAACGAGCUCCGGCUGCACAACAGGUACCACACCGGCGAGCGGCCGUACAAGUGCGAGGUGUGCGGCAAAGCCUUCAUCCAGUCGGGAUAUUUGAAGUCACACAUGCGCAUCCACACGGGAGAGAAGCCGUUUAAAUGUGACAUAUGCGAUAAAGGCUUCAGGUUGUCGUAUCACAUGAAGAAACACAGGCGGACUCACGCCGGGAAGCCAAAGAGCUACAUAUGUGAGGAGUGUGGGUUAGCGUUCCUCCAGAAAAAAUCCCUCUGGGAACACUCGCUCACUCACGCCGUGAAAAUCGAACCUUCAUUCCCUGAUGAAGUGGAGGUCGUACUGCAGUAAAAAAUCCUUUUGUUUUAAUGCAGUUUGUUUUCUUUUAUACAAUGAUGAAGUUUUCUCAUGUGGUCACCAAAAAUACUCUUCAUUUCCUGGUUAUUAAUUUGUUAUUUGAUUUUGACCAAUCUGUAAGUUAUUUCUGUUCCCGUUGUCGCUUCACUGUUGAUUCACAUGUUCUGUGAGGCAUAUUGAUGAUCUAUAAGGCAUGUGUAUGAUUUCUGCUUACAAUGCUUUAUGAAAUAAAAUAAAAUCAUGAGUUCAAUUCUUGCACUCUUCGUUUUUAAGUGAAGCUUCUGUAAAGAUUGACAGAAGUUUUAAGUAACUUCUAGUUUCUCCAGUUUCAGAAUCUGAUUCUUCAUUUUAUAUUAAAUGAUUUUGGCUGCAAACUGUUGGUCGGACAAAACGACAUUUAAAGAUGUCACCCUGGGCUGUGGGAAAUUGUGAUGGAUGUUUUUGAUUGUUCUGUAAAAUCUUAGAUCAUUUGAUUCAGAGCUAAAACUAAAUUAUUUAUUAUUAUUGAAUAAUCUUAGAGACCAAGAUAACGUGUAAAUAUCUGGUUUUGUCCGAUUAACAGUAUAAAACCAAAGAUGUUUAAUUUACUGUCAGCAACUCAAAAGAUGAAUCAAAUGUUAAAAUUAAUCAAAUGUUAUUAAUAGUUACUGAUUAAUUUUCUUUUGAUCCACUAAUCGAUUUAUUGGCUAUGAAUCAACAGGUUAAUCAAUAGUGAAAAUAAUUGUUGGUAAUAAAAAGUAGAGUAACUAUUUCAAAAAUUGUUUGAGGUUGUAUUAAUGUGUUUAUCAAAGUACCAGUGUGUCCCAGUUGAACACUAUAUACUAACUGUAAACAGUAUACUAUAUGAUUUUUCUUGCAGUUAACACGUGAUUCAAUCAAAAUGUGACUCCAAAUUAAACUUCACAAACAGA